GCGUAAUUGACCAACAUCACCAGCUUAAACUAUCUCCAAACUCCACCUCUUCACAUUUCAAAUACCCGUCUAGCACUGUCUCUCCCAGUUUCUGUGUUCUAUCAACACCAACAAACCAAUUGAGUACUUAUAUAGAGUCAACUCCAUCUUAUCCUCACUUUUCAGUGGUAUUUUUUAAAAAAUGGCAGCCAAACUAGCCAAAGACCUCACCCUCAAGGGCUCAUCCACUGCCAUGCCAAAGCUGGUCUAUGGCACAGCGUGGAAAAAGGACAGAUCAGCAGAUCUUGUUUAUUUCGCUCUCAAGCACGGCUUUCGUGGAGUCGAUACAGCAGGACAACCCAAGCAUUACAAUGAGAAGGGCGUUGGGGAGGGUGUGCAAAGAGCUAUCAAGGAGGGCCUCAUUAAACGUGAAGGACUCUUUCUUCAAACAAAGUUCUCACCUCCAGGGAACCAAGAUGAAAAUGCACCUUAUGAUUUUAAUGCACCGCUUGUGGAUAAGAUUCAUCAAUCUAUUCAGUCAUCAUUGACUUACUUCACCGUUGAAGGCGAGGAACCUUACUUUGACAGCGUGCUUUUGCAUAGCCCCCUGCGAACUCUCGAGGAAACUAUCACUGCGUGGAAGACUCUGGAGACAUACGUGCCUCACAAGAUCCGCAACCUAGGCAUCUCUAACACGACACUUCCGAUCCUUAAAGCACUCAACGAUGCUGUCACUGUUAAACCAAGUGUUGUCCAGAACCGCUUCUACUCUGAUACCAGCUUCGAGGUAGAUCUCAGAGCCUACUGUCGAGAGCAAGGAAUUGCUUUCCAGUCAUUCUGGACUUUCAGCGCCAACCCCAGGCUCGCUGCUACCAAGCCAGUUAAGAUGGUCGCAGAGAAGGCUGGAAUUUCCGAGGUAGCUGCGUACUAUUCUCUGGUCUUGGGGCUCGAAGGCGUAACGGUUCUGGAUGGAACAACGACUGAAAAUCACAUGAAGGAUGAUCUUGAAGGUAUCGAGAAAGUUGCUACUUGGGCGGAGACGGACGGAACAGCUGAAUGGAAUUCUGCUUUGAAACAGUUUAAGCAGAGUAUCGGGGAAGUCUGAGGGUUUCUCUUAAUACGUCUGAAUCUUCAGUGGUGCUCAGACGGUUGGUACUGUUGGCGUUAGGGACGUAGAGGCAGACUCGCAGUUUCUGCCAGUGAUAGAAAAUGGAAGUCGUCAACUUUACCUUUGGUACCAAACGCGUUCUGAUUCAUUCACAUACAUUCUUGACCUUCCCUGUCACAUCACUUCUCUUACCAUCAAUAACAUAAACUUUUUUCUUCCUCUCACA
Messenger RNA from Fusarium odoratissimum NRRL 54006, 1313 nucleotides. RefSeq lists its product as uncharacterized. Gene Ontology annotation, molecular function: aldose reductase (NADPH) activity. NCBI's taxonomy places the organism in Eukaryota, Fungi, Ascomycota, Sordariomycetes, Hypocreales, Nectriaceae. The record is from RefSeq and is a predicted model, not a curated record. The transcript has 2 exons. Gene Ontology annotation, cellular component: cytosol. The coding region runs from base 182 to 1084 and encodes 300 amino acids.